This is a messenger RNA of Trichoderma reesei QM6a, 996 nucleotides long. RefSeq lists its product as uncharacterized. Bases 1 to 996 code for a protein of 331 amino acids. Lineage: Eukaryota; Fungi; Ascomycota; Sordariomycetes; Hypocreales; Hypocreaceae. The transcript is spliced from 2 exons. The record is from RefSeq and is a predicted model, not a curated record.
AUGGAGCCGAAACUUCAUGAACUCGACACAAAGGGGGAUACGCUUCUCAUUCUCCGCAACGCAAACGCUCCAUUUGCUGGUUCUGCACCGUCUAAUACCGGUUCGCAACAGAAUCGCCCCGCGCUAGUAUGGGCCGCUCCCAAGCCAGAGGUGCGAAUGAGGCUCUCGGCAAGGCAUCUGACGCUGGCCUCUGCGUACUUCCAGAAGCUGACGGCCAACGAAUGGAAAGAGACGACAACCGAGGGCGACUACUCUUACGUCGUCAGUGCUGAAGACUGGGACGAGCAAGCGCUUCUUAUCUUGAUGAAGAUCAUUCACGGCAAGACGGCAGGCCUAUCCAUGUCAAUGGACCUUGAAACCGUUGCUAAACUCUGCGCCCUGGUCGAUUACUACCAAUGCCACGAGGCACUCAAGUUCUUUAUCCAGUUAUGGCUCCCUGGCAUCGACAAAGUCUCUUACACCGGGAGAAACCUAUUGCUAAGGCUCUCUGUCUCCUGUGUGUAUCCGGACGCCCCCACCUUCCAGAGGUUGACGGCCACUUUGAUCAAGGAGAGUAAAGGAAAUAUUGACUCACUGGGCUUGCCAAUACCGCUGACGGUAAUCAACGCAAUGAACAUGCAAAGACAAACCCUCAUCAGUAAAAUCAUUGUUGGCCUCGGCGGACUGGUCAAGGCCGAGUGCUCCGACAAUGGUCUCGGGUGCACCUUUGAGUGCUCCUCAGUCUUCAUAGGCGCCCUUACCAAGGGCAUGGACAAGAUGCGACUUUCUCCGGGGCAGCUCCAAUUACCGCCGUAUACCGACUACAGCCUGGCAUCGCUGCAGCAGGGAAUCCUCGGGAUAAAGGAGCCAUCUUGGGAUAGAUUCUGCGGCAGCAGGAACCACUACAGUUACAGGCAGCCCUGCAGUCUUACUAGCAAGACAAAGCCGAUGGUUGACAUGUAUAUCAAUCGGGUAGUGGGGCUGGUGCUCAAGGAUUACAUCAAACGCUCAGUUUGA